AUGCUCUCCAACAAUCACCCGUUUGCUGAUGAUGAGGAUAAUGAUGAUCAAGAUGAUAAUUCUAGAAGACAAAAUCAACUUCAUCAUAGAGAAGAUUUCUUUGAUGAAUUUGGAAAUUAUCGGGGUGCUGAGUUAAGCAGCAGUGAGGAAGAAGAGGAUGAAGAUUUGGAAAAUGGAAGCCGAUCCAUUGUUUCGGCCAAUGAUUCAUCAAUAUCAAGACCAUCAGCUGUAGUACUUCAUGAAGAGAAACAAUAUUAUCCAUCAGCAGAAGAAGUAUUUGGUGAGGAUGUGGAAACAAUGGUGGAAGAUGAAGAUAGACAACCACUGGAAAAACCAAUCAUCGAACCUGUCAAAAAGAUGGUGUGGAAUUUGGUAGAAAAAGAAUAUAAUGCUCCUCAACCUGUUAAUUUCUCUUGGGAUUAUUUGCUAGAAUUGAUGAAAAUUCCUAGUUCGAUUAGAAAUGUUUGCCUUGCUGGGCAUUUACAUCACGGAAAAACAUCAUUCAUGGACCAUCUCAUUCGUUUCACACAUACGAACUACACCAAUUAUUUUGAAAAAGAUUUAAAUUAUACAGAUAUUAGACCUGAUGAGCAUAGAAGAGGACUUGGCUUAAAGUCAUCACCAAUGUCACUCUUAUUAGAGAGCACAAAAUCAAAGUCUUAUCUUGUCAAUAUUAUGGAUACUCCUGGUCAUACAAAUUUUUCUGACGAAGUCAGCGCAUCAAUGAGAAUAUCUGACGGUGUUGUUCUAGUUGUUGAUGCUCUCGAGGGAGUAAUGUCAAGUACGUCAGAUAUAAUCAGACAAGCAGUGCAAGAAAGAUUACCAAUCGUUCUACUUAUUAACAAGCUUGACCGAUUAAUUUUAGAACUUAAGCUACCACCAAACGAUGCCUACCAUAAGCUAAAACAUACAAUAGCUGAAAUUAACUCAAUUUUGAAAGACUCAAUUAACGAUGAGCUGCUGAAACAAAGUUAUGCUCACAGAGAUCAUGCAUCCAACUCCAGCGGUACUGAUACUGAUUAUCCAACGACUUUAAUAUCUCCAGACAUUGGAAAUGUGUGUUUUGCAAGCUCAAAGACUGGAGUGUGUUUUACAUUGGAAUCAUUUGCAAAAAUUUACGCAGACAAACGAGGCGGAUUUAGCUAUAAGGAUUUUGCAAAGAGAUUAUGGGGUGAUUUGUAUUUCAAUAGAGAGACAAGAACCUUUUCAAAGAUUCCUAACGAUCUUGGAAAGAGAUCUUUUGUUGAGUUCGUCUUGGAGCCCCUUUAUAAGAUUUAUGCUCAUAUCGUGGGUCAAGAUCCUGAAGAAUUAGACCACACUCUCAGAAAGAUCAACAUCAAGCUAACUUCUGAAGAAUUGUUAUUAGACCCAAAUCCACUGAUGAAAGCUACAUUUAGGGCAUUCUUUUCUUCACCUUCGGGAUUUGUUGACAUGCUAGAGAGAUUUAUUCCAUCACCAAACAGCACUGGAGGAAAUAAGACAAAAGUGGAACACUUUUAUACAGGAGAUUUGAGUACUCACUUCGCAAAAGACAUGAUCAACUGCAAUUCAAAAGGUGACUUAGUAAUUUAUAUCACAAAACUUUUCCCUAGGCCUGACUAUAGCUCUUUUGAUGCAUUUGGUAGAGUAAUGAGUGGUACAAUUAAGAAAGGUGAUACAGUGAAGGUUCUAGGAGAGGGUUAUACUCCAGCAGAUGAAGAAGACGUGUCUAUUACCGACAUAUCUAAUCUUUAUAUUUAUAAUUCUCGAUAUAGAGUCAAUGUUGAUAGCGUCAGCGCUGGCAAUUGGGUAUUAAUAGAAGGAAUUGACUCAACUAUUAACAAAACAUCUACAAUUUACAGAUCUACAGCACACGAAGAUACAUUUAUUUUCAGACCAUUAUCAUUUAUGAAUCAACCUGUGAUAAAGAUUGCUGUAGAGCCUUUAAAGCCAUCAGAAUUACCUAAAAUGUUAGAUGGACUUCGAAAAAUUAACAAAACCUUUCCUCUUGUAACCACAAAAGUGGAAGAAAGUGGAGAGCAUAUUUUACUUGGUACUGGUGAGCUCUAUCUUGAUGUUGUCAUGCACGAUUUGAGAUUGUUAUAUUCUGGAAUUGAAAUCAAGGUUUCUGAUCCAUCUGUCACUUUUUGUGAGACAGUAGCUGAGACAUCAUCAGUAAGAUGCUCCACCCAGACUCCCAACCAAAAGAACAAGUUUGUAAUGAUUGCAGAACCUCUUGAAAAAGGUCUUUCAGAGGAUAUUGAAUCAGGAAGAAUCAACCUCGACAAGAUGACCAGUGAAACAAGAGAACAAAUACUGAAAGCUAGCUACGAUUGGGAUGAAUACACUGCAAGUAGAAUUUGGGCUUUUGGUCCAGAAGACAAUGGUCCCAACAUGCUAAUCAAUGAAACUUUUGAAGGAGAAGUGGAUCAAAAAUUAUUAGCAUCUGUGAAAGAUUCAAUUGUUCAAGGUUUUCGAUGGAGCACCAAGGAAGGCCCUCUUUGCGACGAACCUAUUCGAAAUGUAAAAUUUAGAUUACUCGAAGCCACUCUUGCUGAAGAUCGAGUUUCUCGAGGAGGUGGUCAAAUCAUUCCCACAGCUCGUCGAUGUUGCUAUUCGAGUUUCUUGCAAGCAACACCUCAACUCAUGGAACCCAUUUCUAUGGUGGAAAUUCAAACACCAAUGGAGUGUUCAGAUAUUAUUACAAAGAUUUUGGAACGAAGAAGAGGACAAGUGCUAGAAAAUAAUGCAAAACCAGGAACACCGUUCUUCAUUGUAAAAUCAUUUGUACCUAGUAUUGACUCUUUUGGAUUGGAAACUGAUUUGAGAAUGGGAACUAAAGGACGAGCGUUCUGUCUUUCCAAAUUCGACCAUUGGGAUAUCGUUCCUGGUGACCCAUUGGACACCUCUGUGGUGAUUACACCACUCGAGCCAAGUCCACUAUACGCGUUGGCUCGUGAAUUUCUCCUCAAGACUCGUAGAAGAAAGGGUCUCAGUGAUCAGAUUAGCAAGUACUCUGAAACUGAAUAA
Molecule: messenger RNA, 3009 nt
Organism: Naegleria lovaniensis
Lineage: Eukaryota; Heterolobosea; Eutetramitea; Acrasida; Naegleriidae
Exons: 1
Coding region: 1-3009 (1002 amino acids)
Biological process (GO): mRNA splicing, via spliceosome
Cellular component (GO): U4/U6 x U5 tri-snRNP complex; U2-type catalytic step 2 spliceosome; cytosol
Molecular function (GO): GTP binding; U5 snRNA binding; translation elongation factor activity
Source: RefSeq, a predicted model, not a curated record